Messenger RNA from Doryrhamphus excisus (bluestripe pipefish), 944 nucleotides. It is a transcript of the gene fbxo48, whose product is annotated as F-box protein 48. Gene Ontology annotation, molecular function: protein binding. The record is from RefSeq and is a predicted model, not a curated record. Lineage: Eukaryota; Metazoa; Chordata; Actinopteri; Syngnathiformes; Syngnathidae.
UCUCUUUGUACGCAUGCGUAUUGCAUCGCCAGCUGAUGACGUCAGAUGUGUGUAAACAACGAUCAGACAUUUAAACAGUCCGCUGUCAGACGACACUCUAAGCCGUUGGAGCUACUAUGCAGCUGGAGCCUAUGAGGACCACGCCUGUCUUCUUGCUAUGCGAUGGACGAGCCUGCCUGUUGUCUCACAACUUUGCCGAAAGUCUGCCGACUGAGAUGAGCGUGAAGAUCUUUGGCGAACUGGACGCGGAGAGCCUCUGCAGCGCCUCCAGCACCUGCAAGCUGUGGCAUCACAUCAUUGAGGAUAAUGAGCAGCUGUGGAGGAGACAGUGUCUCCUGGUGAGAGCCGUCUGUCAGAGGGAGGUGGACAGCGACCGGAAGGAUGGACUCUCCUGGAAGGUGGUUCUCGUGAGGAACUACACCCGCAGCUGCCUGAAGAGAGACUGGCUGAUUGGUCGCUACAGCAACAUCAUGUCAGCCGACGAGCUCAGAGACAGCAAGAUGGUCCCGCUGGAUGCCGAGACCUGGGGAGAGAUCUUGCAGGCCGAACUGGACCGAUGACGUCAUCAUGUUUAUGUCUUAUUCGUCCUUCUAAUUUAUACCGUUUAUCUCCAUCAAUCGUCAACACUUUUGUACAUAGUACUGUACAUAUAUAUAUAUAUACUGCUUUUUUGUCUUUUUUUAAAGAAAAAAACAAUCUGGAUAUCAGUAUACACUCAAAAAAAGAAACAUAAGACCUCUCUAAAUAGAUAGACUUUCUUUAUUGUCAUUGCACAAUAACACAGCAGUGAAAUUGCCAAAGAAAUGUCGUUGCCUGGCUCCUGUAUAAUAAUAAAUAAUAAUUUGGAGAAUAAAUAGAUUACAUCAAAUAUCAACAAUGUACAAUGUAAACAGUAAUUUGUAAAAAUAAUUUAAAUAAUUCAGAAUAAAUAAUGAUAAUAAUAA